CCGCCUCCGACGUCACCGCUGUCAGCAAAGAUGGCGGCGUCCUGUGUGCGGACCGUGGGCUCGUUUCUGGGGAAAUGUAUGACAUGCAGCUCGAGUAUAAACACAGUCGCCACGCAGGUGCUGCUGAGCAGGCAGGUAUGUGUGAGCUCUGCCCUGUGCAGGAAGAACCUGGCGGCCGCUGGACCGGAGAAGUUCACCCUGGAGUACAUCCAAAAGCAGGUGGAGGAGUACGAAAUCGGGAAACGCUACCUGGCCAAUAUGAUGGGAGAAGAUCCCGAGAACUUCACCCAGGAGGACAUCGAUAGAAGCAUCACGUACCUUUUUCCCUCCGGCCUGUUUGAGAAGACAGCUCGGCCGCUCAUGAAGCAUCCUGAUGAAAUCUUUCCCAAGCAAAGAGCUGUCCAGUGGGGAGCAGACGGGCGGCCCUUUCACUUCCUGUUUUACACCGGCAAGCAGUCCUACUACUCCCUCAUGCAUGAUCUUUAUGGCAAAAUCCUGAAAAUCGAGAAGCACCAAGAUCGUCUGAGGGCCAAAGGACUUUUCUCCCAGGAUGCCGAGCUGAUUCAUUUCUGGGAUGAUUUGGAAGGUCGGAGGAAGACAUCAGACUCAUCUUUGAUCCUGCGGGACUGCGGCUCAGGACACAUUACCGUCAACGGCCAGGACUACCUCCAAUACUUCCCCGUGCUGCAGGACAGAGAGCAGCUGAUGUUCCCGUUGCAGUUCAUGGGCGUGCUGGGCCGCUUCAACUUGGAGUGUAAGGUGAGCGGCGGGGGCAGGUCGAGCCAGGCGGGGGCGCUGAGACUCGCCAUUUCCCGUGCGCUGCUCAGCUUCCUGUCUGAGGGAGAUGGGGAGGCGAUGAGACAAGCUGGUCUGCUGACCCCCGACCCAAGAGUGAGGGAGAGGAAGAAGCCUGGACAGGAGGGAGCACGACGGAAAUUCACUUGGAAGAAGCGCUGAGGGGCGGAUCAGUUCCCCCUGAGCUUGGAUAUGAAACAUUCAAACUGACUUCUGACAUCAUUGAAACUGCUUUAUUUUCUCUCCAGAGGCGAUGUCACUCUGUCCUCUUUAAGCUCUUGGUGCCAAGUGCUAUGCUUUCUCACAUGGUUUUCAUGAUGCACCUGCUGCAGGUGCAUCAUGAAAACACACACACACCUUCACACACACACCUUCAGCCACCAGAUGGAGACAUGUUAUAAGAAAUUCAUAGUUUGGACUGUUUAUCUGUACAUCAAUUAAUAAAUUAAAGAUUUUCUAUAAAAUAGAAAUAAAGGUUGUGAUAUUUUG
This is a messenger RNA of Neolamprologus brichardi, 1284 nucleotides long. The record is from RefSeq and is a predicted model, not a curated record. NCBI's taxonomy places the organism in Eukaryota, Metazoa, Chordata, Actinopteri, Cichliformes, Cichlidae.